AUGAGCGCUCCUUCUUCCAAGACUCCAAUUUGGCUCGACUGCGAUGCCUAUGCCCUCCUGCUCUGCGCGCACGAUCCAAAAGUCGAGCUGCUCGGCGUAAGCACUGUCCACGGCAAUGCUGCGCUCGAGCAGACCACGUACAACACAAGGGCAAUCUUGGAGGCAGUUGGAAAGCGCCAUGUGAAGGUCUAUACUGGCGCUUCGAAGCCUCUCGUACGCGAUGCUGUACAUGCUGCCGACAUCCAUGGCGAGUCCGGCUUGGAUGGUGUCACCUUGCUACCGAGUCCCGUCGAACCAGCAGCGACCGACGUCGACCACCUCGAAGCCAUGUACCGAGCGCUCAUGGCUACACCACCAAACACCGCUUGGUUGGUCUCCACGGGCACAUUGACCAACAUCGGCAUGCUAUUUCAGAAGUACACCCAUCUAGCGGCUCAUCUCAAAGGUCUCAGUAUAAUGGGUGGUGCGGUGGGUGGAGGUUUUACGGAUGCGCCAAUGGGUACGGUUGAGGGAGAGGGCGAAAGAUUUGGCAACUGGACGCCAUAUGCUGAGUUCAACUGUGAUCCUGAAGCAUCUCACUUCAUCUUCUCGCACCCUGUUCUUAAGCCCAAGACGACACUUGUACCUCUUGAUCUGACGCAUCAAGUUCUCGGUACGAAGAAAGUUCGCCAGACACAGCUAUACGGAGAUGCGAUAUGGAACUCGCCAGGCUCGAAGAGUGACCACACACCUUCGGCUGUGCGGGCCUUGUUCACUCAAAUCAUGUCUUUUUUCGCAGGGACAUACGCUGAGGUUUUCUCUAUAACAGAAGGGCCACCGUUACAUGAUCCGCUCGCUGUCGCAGCUGCUUAUAAUCCCGAAAUAUUCGAUGACAGGGGCGGCGAACGCUUCCAAGUUGAUGUAGUCACCGAAGGCCUUCAUUCGUCCGACAAGUCGAAAGUUGGUGAGCUUGGUAGAACAAAGGUCACCAAGCUUCCAAUCGGUGAAGGUGGCUGUCGCAUACCCAGAAGCGUUAACCUUGAUGCAUUCUGGGGCAGCAUCGAAAGUGCGCUCAAGUGUGCAGAUGCAGUCAGUCCAAUGCCCAAGGUUUCUAUCCAAGAGCUGGAAGAAGCUGGUGUCUUCAACGGUAUCGAAAAAUUACAAUGA
Messenger RNA from Alternaria postmessia, 1146 nucleotides. RefSeq lists its product as uncharacterized. The transcript has 4 exons. Gene Ontology annotation, molecular function: purine nucleosidase activity. Gene Ontology annotation, biological process: purine nucleoside catabolic process. The record is from RefSeq and is a predicted model, not a curated record. Gene Ontology annotation, cellular component: cytosol. The coding region runs from base 1 to 1146 and encodes 381 amino acids. Lineage: Eukaryota; Fungi; Ascomycota; Dothideomycetes; Pleosporales; Pleosporaceae.